AUGGGGCAACCAAAUAGUAGGGAAUCUAAGUUUUCCAAGCGGGAUAAGUCUGAGAGUAAUGCCGCUUCCCGUAAGAGUUCACUAACAACUCCUGCUGCCACUACGCAUAGUGUUGGAAUGCGAACAGCCGGGAUUCGAGAAAAUGUACUGCAGCAACCAUCACAAUACCGAGAUCCAUUGGGUGAUGCAAUAAUUACCCAACGCCGAAUUGCAGAACGCAAACAAGAUGGUUCCUCAUCCUCCACUACCACUCAUACCGCUACGAAUACGACUGCCACUACUACUAUUAAUACUACUACUAAUACGACUGCUGCUGCUGGUGGUACGACAAAGAAAUACCCUGUGGUGUUGCGGUAUGCUGACAAGAAUGCCAGAGCGCUGUUGGAUAGAAAGAAGAAGAUCUUCGUUGCCGUAGAGACAUUACAGUGGCAGCCACUACAGAUGACGCCUAGCGAAGACUCUUUCUACACUAUUCUCGAACUCCCACAGGGUACACAUCGAUACCGUUUCAUCGUGGAUGGAAAGAAUAUGGUGGACAAAUCUCAGCCAAUCGCCGACUCACCCGGACAACAACAACAACAAAAUGAUAAACAUACAAAUGACGCUGAUUAUGAUAAUAAUACGAACAGUGAACUCGCUGUGAACCUGUUGGAGUUAAAUGAUGCACUGCUGCUGACGCGGGAAGAUGAGGAGAUCAUGGAUGACGGCGAGGGAUGGGGACAGGAACAAAUCAUCUUUGAAGAAUCCCGCAAGUACCCACCACUCGUUCCUGUGCAUCUCCGCUACACUCCACUCAACACUCCACCAAAUGCCGUGCGAUGCACACGCGACGGCGUUGUGUCGGCUGCUGGUGAAGUAAUGCCGCCUGAGCAUCUCCCGCUGCCACUGAAUGUGACGAUCAAUCACGUGUACUUUCAGAGGCGUGAGGAUCACUCCGUGAUGGGGCUCACUACAAGGUACUGCAAUAAGUACACCACCGUCGUGUACUACGCAAAGAUGGGUACACCAAGUGGGUGA
This is a messenger RNA of Trypanosoma theileri, 1017 nucleotides long. Its product is annotated as 5-AMP-activated protein kinase, regulatory beta subunit. Gene Ontology annotation, biological process: signal transduction. NCBI's taxonomy places the organism in Eukaryota, Euglenozoa, Kinetoplastea, Trypanosomatida, Trypanosomatidae. The record is from RefSeq and is a predicted model, not a curated record. The transcript has a single exon. Gene Ontology annotation, cellular component: nucleus; nucleotide-activated protein kinase complex; cytoplasm. Bases 1 to 1017 code for a protein of 338 amino acids. Gene Ontology annotation, molecular function: protein kinase binding.